AUGUAUACACUCCUAUCAGGGCUUUAUAAAUACAUGUUCCGAAGAGAUGAAUACUGCAUCCUAAUCCUGGGGCUGGACAAUGCAGGAAAGACGACUUUCUUGGAGCAAACGAAAACCCGAUUUAACAGAAACUACAAAGGAAUGAGUUUAUCCAAAAUCACCACUACCGUGGGCCUGAAUAUUGGUACCAUUGAUGUGGGCAAAGCUCGCCUUAUGUUCUGGGAUUUAGGAGGGCAAGAGGAAUUGCAGUCUCUUUGGGACAAGUACUAUGCUGAGUCCCAUGGGGUCAUCUAUGUCAUUGAUUCUACUGACGAAGAACGACUCUCAGAAACCAAGAGAGCAUUUGAGAAAAUGAUCACCAGUGAAGUGCUGGAGGGGGUCCCUAUAUUGGUCCUGGCCAAUAAGCAGGAUGUAGAGACCUGCUUAUCUAUUCCUGACAUCAAGACUGCAUUCAGCGACUGCAUUAAUAAAAUUGGAAAGAGAGACUGCCUGACACAGGCUUGUUCAGCUCUCACAGGCAAAGGGGUGAAUGAGGGCAUCGAGUGGAUGGUGAAAUGUGUCGUGAGGAACAUCCAUCGCCCCCCUCGACAGAAGGACAUCACGUAAGGCCAGAGGAGCACUACUGCUGUGCUUGGACAGCUGCCCCCAGCGCAGAUUCUACCCACACUCUUUGUCCAGGGAACAGGGCCCAGGACUUGUCAUCGAUUGGAUUCUUUUCUUUUUGAUUUUUUAUUUUGUUUUUGUUUUUGUUUUUCCUAAGACAAACUUUUUGUCUCUAUCCAGAAAAAAAAGGCAUUUUGAGGAUUCUACCUGGGGGUUGGAG
Gracilinanus agilis (Agile Gracile Mouse Opossum) is the source of this 823-nucleotide messenger RNA. RefSeq names its product ADP ribosylation factor related protein 1 (gene ARFRP1). The record is from RefSeq and is a predicted model, not a curated record. The transcript has 7 exons. Gene Ontology annotation, cellular component: Golgi apparatus. Gene Ontology annotation, biological process: Golgi to plasma membrane protein transport; protein localization to organelle; intracellular protein transport. Bases 1 to 606 code for a protein of 201 amino acids. Lineage: Eukaryota; Metazoa; Chordata; Mammalia; Didelphimorphia; Didelphidae. Gene Ontology annotation, molecular function: GTP binding; GTPase activity.